GUGGCGCUGCUGCCAAUUCAAGCGCCCGAACAAAACAACUUCAGUUGCUCGCAAUCGCUGAAGUAAAGACCUAUUUGAGCUACAAUUCCACGAGGAUUUUCUUACAUUAUUUCAGAGAAAAUAAUACUUUUAUCAACAUCUUAUCGUACUACAGUCCAUUGAGUAUUAACUGAGUGUCUAUCUAGUUGUCUAUUGUAAGGAAUUAUCACUUAAAUUGGUGGGAAAGUGAGUGAAUUUUAAGCGAUAGCGUGGUGCUUGAGAGCCUGAAAAAAUUGAGGCUUCGCUAGUGAAAAUUGUGGGUUUUUCUGUGUCUCCGGACGGAGAAAAAGUGUUCAGUUUUUAUCCAAAAAAUCUGUUUAAAGUGUUAUUUCACGUCUUUGUGCGUAUUUUAAAGUCAUUCAACCAAUUUCCGGCUCCAUUGAGCUGAAGGAAACAUCCUUCAUAUUUGGAACGUGAAAAAACUCCCUAUAAAAACCCAAAAUCAUCCGGAAAAGAUCAAAAAUUUCAUCCAGAGGGCUAGAAACUCAUUAAAAGUUCACAAAAUGUUCAUCGAAGAGGAUGACAAAAUGGAGAGUUUUUGGGUGCAAACGGCAAUCGGGGCCAUCAAGUGUCUCGCAUUUGUCUGUGAUGUUCUCACAUUUCCAAUAUACUUAGUACUUCAGAGACCGUGGAAGCGUCGAAUGCUCUCUCGUCGAAUUAAGGCAAAACCAAUUAGCCAGGAUGACAGCCAAAUAACAUAUCGAACGGUUGAUCCACCAAAAGAAGUGCAUGUUAAAAUGCUACAAUUGGGCUUAGAUACACUAGAAAAGGUGUUUAAGUAUGUGGUGAAGAUUCACACGACAAAACGAUGCCUGGGUACAAGGCAGAUUCUGGGUGAGGAGGAUGAACUCCAGCCAAAUGGACGUGUAUUCAAGAAAUACAAAAUGGGUGAAUACAAAUGGCGCAAUUUCAUUGAGACCGAGCAGGCGGCUAUGUGUUUUGGCCGUGGUAUUCGGGAACUUGGGCAGCAGCCCAAGACGAAUAUUGUCAUCUUUGCCGAAACACGUGCCGAAUGGCUUAUUGCUGCCCAUGGAUGCUUCAAGCAGAAUAUCCCAAUUGUCACGAUUUAUGCCACCCUUGGUGAUGAUGGCAUUAUUCAUGGGAUCAAGGAGACUGAAGUCAAUAUUGUUAUUACAUCACAUGACCUUUUGCCCAAAUUCAAGACACUCCUGCCCAGUCUACCCAAUGUCAAGACCAUUGUUUACAUGGAGGAUCAACUGCACAAGACAGAUACCGUUGGAUUCAAGGAGGGUGUUAAGAUCAUCUCCUUCUCGGAGGUUCUGAAAAUGGGCACUGACAGCAAAUACGAGGGAGUCCCUCCUGAAGCCGAUGACACAGCUAUCAUAAUGUACACAUCGGGAUCAACUGGAACACCAAAGGGUGUCCUUCUUUCGCAUCGUGGUUGCAUUGCAACUAUGAAAAAUUUCUGUGAUAGUGUCAAAAUCUACCCAGAUGACAUUCUCAUUGGAUUCCUGCCACUAGCCCACGUGUUUGAACUGAUUGCUGAGAGCGUCUGCCUCCUCACGGGUGUCCCCAUUGGAUAUUCCACACCAUUGACUCUGAUUGACAGCAGCAGUAAAAUUAUGAAGGGUUGCAAGGGGGAUGCUUCAAUCUUGAAACCGACAUGCAUAACUUCUGUUCCGCUAAUUUUGGACAGAAUAUCCAAAGGUAUCAAUGACAAAGUGAAUGCUGAGCCACCUUUCAAGAAGGCUCUCUUCCGUUUUUGCUAUGGAUACAAAGCAAAGUGGCUGAAACGUGGCUACACAACACCCCUCACGGACAAAUUGAUCUUUAAGAAGGUGGCUAAACUCAUGGGUGGUCGUGUUAGAGCUGUCCUAUCGGGCGGUGCUCCUCUAUCACCGGACACCCAUGAACAGAUUAAAGUUUGCCUGUGUGUUGAUGUAAUUCAGGGCUAUGGAUUGACAGAGACAACUUCCGGAGCUGCUGUUCUCGAUAAAUGGGACAUGACAUUUGGACGUGUUGGAGCACCAUCGACAAUGUGUGAUAUUCGUUUGAUAAACUGGGAAGAAGGAAAUUACCGAGUUACCAACAAACCCUAUCCACAGGGUGAAAUUGUUGUUGGUGGAGAAAAUGUAUCCCAAGGAUACUACAAAUUGCCAGGAAAGACUCAGGAGGACUUCUUCGAGGAGGACGGCAAAAGAUGGUUCAAAACCGGAGACAUUGGUGAAGUUUAUCCCGAUGGUGUACUUAAAAUCAUCGAUCGCAAGAAGGACUUGGUGAAAUUACAAGCAGGAGAAUAUGUCUCUCUGGGAAAAGUUGAGGCUGAAUUGAAAACGUGUCCAGUGGUUGAGAAUAUUUGUGUCUAUGGAGAUCCAACGAAACAGUACACAGUGGCUCUUGUUGUGCCCAGUCAGAAGCAUCUGGAAGAGAUUGCACUGAAGCAGGGCAUCUCGAAUCUUCAAUUUGAAGAUCUCUGUUCGUCACCCGUCAUGGAAAGGGCCGUGAUUAAAGAACUGGCCGAACAUGCCAAGAAAUGUAAACUUGAGAAAUUCGAAGUGCCCGCCGCUAUUACACUGUGCAAGGAGGUUUGGUCUCCGGACAUGGGCCUCGUGACGGCAGCUUUCAAGCUGAAGCGAAAAGAUAUCCAAGAGAGGUAUCAGCAUGACAUCAAUCGCAUGUACGCCUCAUGAAAUACACCCAAACAGUCAAUUCGCAGGCGCAAUUGAGAUGAGGUGGAUUGCGCAACAAAUUAGAAUGUUUUUGUUUUUAAAAAAGGUAGGAUGAAGGAGGUGAUGAUCAAAGUGAAGUGAAUUAUUUAAUUUAUUCGAUCUUAACUCAGUGGCUAAUGCUUCACUGAUUAUUUGACCUCAAAGAACAAUUAAAGAGAAAAUUAAAAAAAGAGGACAUCACGCAAAAAUAAAAGACCGGCCCAAGCACUUGCAAAUUACCCCACAAAAAAAUUAUUUGCUAUUUCUAUUCUUUUUUUUUAUUUUAGUCAAAAAAAAAACUCAAAGAACAAGUUUUUUUGCGUUCUUGUUCUUUUUUUUACUUUGCAAUAAGCAUGGAUUUUAUUUAAAGAUUUAUUUGAAUUAUUUUGUCAUAAGUGAUACCCAUGAAUAGAUUUAUCGUGAUCAGCAAAAAAAAACACCCAAAAAAACUUGAGAGAUAAUUCCAUGAAAUGGUAUUUAUAUCAAUAUCAUUUCAAGGGAUUUAAUAUAAAAGAAGAUACCCUUAUCGCAAUUUCUAAUCAGUUUUCUGUAAUAUACAAAAAAAUCGUUUCUAUAUUAAGUCAAUAUUUACUUAAUUAUAAAUUAAAUGCAAAAGAAAGAAGCGUAGAAAAGUAAAAAAAGAAAAACAUGAAUUCUUUCAUGAUGAAAGAAAAGUAAAUAUUAAAAAAAUGAUACACCGAAAAUAAGCAAAUUUUUCUAUAAUAAAAAAAACCUAAUAGAAUGCAAUAAAAAAUCUUUGAGAAAUUAGAGGUCAAAGAAAACAUCUAUAAAAGUUACCUUCUAAUUUAUUUGUGUAAAUUGGCUAUUUUGUAAUGUAAACUGCAAAAAUCCAUUCUAGUGAAUUUUUUUUUUUAAAUAAUCUGUAGUAGAAAAUGGGAAAAAAACUAUUACUGUGUAUUAUAAAGUGGAAAAAAAAUAAAAAAUUUUCCCAAGUUUAUUUACCAUUUAUUUUUUCUUUUGCAAAAAUCUUGCAACAUUUUCAAACACGGGAAAAUAUUAGAGAAAUUGUAGACAUUUCGUAGCUUUAUGGGAGGAAAAAUGAGGAUUUUGGAUCUAACUUUAUUUUAAUACGAACAAUUUUUUAUUUAUUUUUUUAAAUUGGAAAUAAUUUUUAAGCAUUUUCUUAAUGCGCUGAAUGGGAUAUGACUUUAUAGCGUGCGAUUAACUUUUUUCUUCGUAAUUUUAACACUUUUUAGGUGUAAAAAAAUAUUAAAAUUUUUUAAUGUUAAUUUUACACAUUUUUAAGGGUAAAAUUAACAUGAAAAAGGGUAACUUUAACCCAUAAUACCUACACUGAGAAAAAAAGGGGAGUGCGAUUAACAUUUUUUCCUCAGUAAUGUAACACUUUUAAGUGUAAGAAUAUAUCUACAUUUUUAAUGUUUAUUUUACACCUUAUUAAGGGUAAAAUUAACAUGAAAAAGGGUACCUUUAACCCCUAAUACACCUAAAAAAGGUAAUAUUUACACCGAUUUCGGAUCAAUAAUACAAGGUAAAAUUAAUAUUUCCGGAAUGUUAUUUUAACUUUUUCGGAUUUCUCUCAGUCAGUGACAUUACACGAAAUCCUUGUAAAUCUUAAAUUAAAAGUUAAAUUAGGGGAAACCGGGGAAAUUCGGUCAGGAAAUGAAGAAAAUGUUUUUUUUUGGAAUUCUUGACUAUUUCAGUAAAAAUGGAGAUAUAAACUUUUGCUCAAUAUUUCUUGUAAGACAAAUUAAAACAUCCCCGUCCAUCCAUUAGUCCGUUUUGUUAAACGGAAAAAUGGAUCUUGUGCAAAAUUUGUCAAAAGGAUGUUAUUUACCUAUUUGACAAAAUUUUUGUCUCAGAUCUUACAUGGAGAAUACAUCCUUUUGACAAACUUUUAACAAGAACCAGUUGACCGCCGAUUUGACAAAACUUUUCCAUUUUCUCUAUAGAAGAACAUCCUUUUGACAAACUUUUUUGUUAAUUUGACGAAACUCUUUGUCACAUUUUACAAAGACAGUCUUUGUAAAAUGUGUCUUUGUCUCAACAAAGACAGUCUUUGUUGAGAAUCCGAUGAGAAAAGUGUCCAGUAAAAAAAGUCCAAAACGCACUAAGUGUAACAAAAACCUUUGUGACAAGGUCUUUUCCAAUUAUUUUCAUACCUGAGGAAGGAGGAAAUCCCCUCCGAAACGUCGGUUUGAGAAAGUAAAGGAGAAGAAACCAAAGGUCAUUUCCGUGUUGCAAUUAUCAUUAGAUUCAACGGUAUUUUCGUAGAUGGACGAAAUGUUCGCCUGGGUAAUCUCUAAAACAUAUCCAUAAACGAAAAAAAUCGCACAACGCGUUUUCGAGCAAUCCAAAAAAAAACAUAGUUUUGUAGGGGAAGGGGAGAGGUGGGGGGAAAAUGAGGGGCAUGUUGACGAUCCUUGGGUCGACUUAUGGGGGGGUCCUGCGAAGGUCCCAAGUCUCUAUCUGUAACCGUUUGGCCUCUAGAGCUGGCGACAACCGGACAGACGGACAAACAGCGUGACGACAUUUCUCAGAAACCGUCUGAAACGUAAAGAUUUGUUAAAAAAAAUUGUCUCCGGGAGAUGGAAGGUGGAAAUUUGGGGGAAGGGGAGUGAAAAAAUCGAGAGAUUACUGCUCUCUCCGUGGAGUUCCAGCAGUAAAAAUUCUAAAUUUGUCAUAUAACAAUGUGAUACGGUUACAGCCGUUACAACAUUCCCCUAAUGGUCAAAAUCGUUCGACUUUGCUGAACGACCUCCUGUAAAAUCUAAAAAAUAUAUCAUUCAAUAAAUCUCUUGAAAUUUACGAAAAAAAAACACAUAGCGUAAGUGUGCCAAAUUUCGGCAUAGUUGCAUGCAAGCGCCAAAGUCUCAAGUUUUAAAUGCUAUAUUAUCAAUACAAAUUGAAUAUUUUUAUUACUUCUUCUUAAGGAGUGUUGCUUGGAACCUUGUAGAUAAUUUAUCGUCUUUAUUUACUCUAAAAUCAUUCUUAAUACAUUUUAAAAUAAAUAAAAAUGUUGACAUAGCUUUGGUGCCUUAUUUCGGCCACCUUCAUUAUCAAAAUUCUUUGCCCAUCGGCAAUUCUUCAAAUGUCUGUUUCACAUCAUCUCGUUUGUCGAAGCUACAUUUUUUGUUAUUCUUUUACAUUGUAUAAUCUAUAGAGUAUGUAAAAACUAAAAAUUCAUGUAAAUUCGAGGAACAAAAAAGAUGGCCGGAAUUUGGCACACUUACCCUAGCUGUUUGUUAAAAAAAGUCUAGAAUUUUGGGUAGGGAUUAUUGAGUUAACUUGCAGCACAAACAUGAGAUUUCGUCACUUGCGUCAGCAUUUGUGGUAACCUAACCGUACAUAUUUUUCAGGACACUACUUAUUGUAAUUUUAAACACUCUUUAGUUGAUCUUCUUUGAGUAAUUACAGAGAAGCCUUAAAAAUUCCAGUCGGCAAAGUUAGUAUCUCAUGUCAAGCUUAGGGGGAAAUGGGGCAGAUUUGGAAUUGAGAAGUUUUUCCUAUUUUUAAAUGGAAUUCAGCCUUAUCACGAUGUAAUUUAGCUUCUUAAUCUAUGGAGAAAAAAGUGCCCCACUUCCCCCUAUAAACAAUCAAUGCUUAAAGAUGAUUUCUGCAUCUGAAAAACUAAAAAAAUAUUACUAAAGUAGAUUCAAAACAUUGUUUAUUCAAAAUAAUUUUUUUCUUGUCCAAAAACAAAUAAUGCCCAAUGCACAAUAAUUUUUGUUUUGUAAACAUGUUUUCGACAUUUCAAUGAGAGUGAGUGAGAUCUAGAUCUAGUCAUCUCGCUCAUUCUCAUAGGAAACUUUGAAAACAUAUUUACAAACAAAAGUUACUGUGCGCUCAAGAUGAAUAAAAACAAAUAACAAAGUAAUAAGGUGGGCCAGAUCGGGUUGGUGAUGACGUAGAUACUUUUUGGAGGUUAUGUCAAAAAUCAGCUGUUCGUGACUCGCGCCAAAAUUUCAUGCGGCUACAUUUCUAUAAAAUGUUGGGAAUAUAUCAAAAUUAUUAGUUUAAUUGUUAACAGUAUUGACUAUUUUUAUUAAUUAAACUAAUAUUUAAUGUUGUUUCUGUUUUUCUCAUACUUUUUGCCACAAAAUUCCACUUGACAAAAAUUAUUUUCACGAAACCCGGCAGACCAUACAGCAUAUGAGCAAAUCACAAAUGUGUCAGUCCAUUCAAUACUAAUAUAUGUUCCUUGGAAAAAUUCAGAAUAUGUAAAAUAACACAGAAUUCAAAGCAUAAAAAUCACAUAGAAUACCAAAUUGAUAUAAAAUGCCGAGUUUAGCCAUUCUCAAUAAAAAGAUAAUAUUAAUUUUCUCUAAUUUCGUAAGACAUCUACAACAGUUCAAAAGACUUAUAAAUCCAUUUCCCCCAUUAAAAUUUCCGAAUUUUUUGUGGUUUUGUGCUAAAUUAAGAAAAAACACAAAAAAAUCUUAAAAUGAGUUUCCAUUGAUUUUAUUAACAAAAAACUAAUUUAUUAAGUUAUUUUUUUUUCAACACUUUAGCGAGAAUUCUAUCACACAUACCAAUAUACUUUCUUCUAAAAUCUAUCAGGUACAUCAGGUAUGAGUUUUUUCAGAAAAUUUUAUUUAACUACCAAGAGAAAUUCAAAAAAGAAAUUUAAGGUGAUAUUUUAAUUCUCAACUUAUGAUUCUUUCAGUACUAUUUUAGGACUAUUUUGGAUCUUUACUUAAUUUUUAUCAAUUAUUUUUACAUUUACAAUUUUUUUGUGUUUUUUAGCCAAUUUUCAUGCCACGAAACCUAUAAAAUGUCAUCACCUGAUGAAGUUUUGCCAACGAGGGGAAUAAAUUAAGACAAAAUUGGCAUUUUCACGUCUUUAGCGAGUUUUUCUUUUUUUUUUUUUGAAUAUUGCAAUACUUGAGAGAUAAAUAUAUACGAUAUUCGGAAUUUUUAGAAUUAAUUGCGUUAUUCUCAUAAUUUCUAUUCUGGGUUACAACGUGACCUUAUUUUGAUAAUUGUAGUCUGAAUUGUGGUAAAGCCCAUUCAAUUGUUCAUUCAUUUAUGAUGUUAUACUCUGUAUAAAAAAUGUGGUACUUUACCGCACUUUGGAAUUAAAUCCCAAUAUUCUGAUUCUUGGUCUAUUUUUUUUUAUUUGAGUUAUAAAAAGGUUAGCAAAUAAUUUUUCCACAAAGAGAAAGUUAAUUAAAUAUUCUAUACACUAGGGAAAAAUCCUCUCAGCAGUUCACUCUAAUACACUCAUUGGAACUAUCAUUGUAGUGAAACAACCUAUCAAAAAAAUUAAUUUUUCUGAAGUGUUACUUUUCCUUUGGAAAUAAAAUUGUUGGAAAAAACAUUUCAUCGAAAUGGAAAAUAUAAAACGCGACGUAAAAAGAGAAAUGUGGUGCUCCAAAACCCCAUAUAUUUGAUUGGCCAGUAAGGCUAGCCUUGCCUAGAAAGUUGUGAUUUUUUUUCUGUGUAGUCUAGAAUUUUUCAAAAAACUUAAUAAAAUUGAAAAUUGACUGAGAAGUGUACAAUAUUGAAUGCAAUCUUUAAAUAUAUUAGCUGCAAAAUCAGAUUAAAUUUUAAAAUUUAACAAUAGAAAAUCGAUUUAAGGAAAUUAUUGAGUUCAAUGGCAUACUAUGGACGAUAUGUUAUCCUAGGCAAUUUUAAUAUCAUACCCAAUGUGGUCAUAUUAGUAAAAAUGUGUUUUUUAAAAUCAAAAUUUAUCAUAUUAUACUUAUUUGAAGUUCAUUAGCCGAGAAACAAUAAAUAUAUUUUCAUUUAUGAAGAAAAUUAAUUAAUCUUUGCAAAAUUAUUCGAUUCUUAUUUUUCUAUUACAAAUGUUUGACAAAUCUGAGUUGUCAACACUGUACCAGUCGGGUAAAAGUAUCUACGUCACUGGCAGUUCGAUUUGGCCCACCUUAUACUUGAAACAUCUUGCUGUGCGCUGGGCAUAAUAAAAAAAAGAAAACAUUUUUGAUUUUUCAUAUUAACUACAAUAAUAUUAUUUGAUGUGAUUGGAAACUUUUAUUUUGCUCGUUGGUGACUGAAUUUUGUAUGAUUGCAGAGUGAAUGUGAUAGAAAUUGAGUCUGAAUUUAGUUUAUUAUGUUUAUGUCGUAAAAAAGCCCCCUAAACAAAAAAAAUCACAUUAAUAGAAAGUAGUGGGAAGAGUAGAAAUGAUUAUUAAAAAGAAAAUGACGCUAAAUUUUUUGUAAAUACUUAUAUAAUCUAAAAGGUUUUAGAUUUGUUUUUCUUGUAAAAAAAAUCCUCUUAUGUGAGAAUGUACUACGCAAUAAAUUAAGUGUAAAAUGAAGUUUAAAAUAUUUGGUGAUUUUCCUUAUCAAAAAAAAAAGAAUUGUGAAAUUUUAUUUAAUAGAAAAUCCUUCAAAUUCUUUUACAUUAUAAAUAUGCCUUUUGAAAAAUGCUUGUAGCUAAGACACACCACCAUCGACUAUUUUGAACUUAAGAGAACUCUUAACAUCAAAAUUUUUCAUCGUCACAGAAUAAUCACUCAGAUAAAUAUUUCAAUGUAUAAAUAAAUCAUGUACUAAAAAUUGCCUUCAAUAGUUAAAGAAAAGUUCAUAUAGAUCUACUGAGAAAACAAAGGGGAAGAUAGCAGUUGAAUUAUAUGUGGUCACAAGUCUUAACAAUUACGUAAAGCUUAGUAAAAGAAAAAAAAUGAAUAAACAAAAACAAAUUUUAAAAGUUUACGUGUAAAAUAAUUAAAAAUCAAUUACAAAAAUUCAAAAAGAAUUCAUACUGAAGAUCCAAAAAGAAAAACAAGUAGCAAGUAACGAUAAUCUUGGAUAUGUAAAUAAAGGUUAUUUAAAUAAAAUUUUACUAGGUCUACAUUUUAGUGGAUAGCAAAAAGAAGAAAAAAAAAUCAACAAACUAUAAAUUAUCACUUUAUAAAAAAAAAUGAAAAAAAUGCAUUGAAAUGAAUAAAUGGAAAAACAAGUGAAUAUUAUAAGAAA
Phlebotomus papatasi is the source of this 9629-nucleotide messenger RNA. It is a transcript of the gene Acsl, whose product is annotated as long-chain-fatty-acid--CoA ligase 4. The coding region runs from base 543 to 2690 and encodes 715 amino acids. Gene Ontology annotation, cellular component: endoplasmic reticulum; lipid droplet; plasma membrane. Gene Ontology annotation, biological process: neuron differentiation; long-chain fatty-acyl-CoA metabolic process; long-chain fatty acid metabolic process. The transcript is spliced from 9 exons. NCBI's taxonomy places the organism in Eukaryota, Metazoa, Arthropoda, Insecta, Diptera, Psychodidae. The record is from RefSeq and is a predicted model, not a curated record. Gene Ontology annotation, molecular function: palmitoyl-CoA ligase activity.